Messenger RNA from Theobroma cacao (cacao), 2417 nucleotides. Its product is annotated as Major facilitator superfamily protein. Gene Ontology annotation, cellular component: membrane. NCBI's taxonomy places the organism in Eukaryota, Viridiplantae, Streptophyta, Magnoliopsida, Malvales, Malvaceae. The record is from RefSeq and is a predicted model, not a curated record.
AGGGUUUGUUUCGCAAGAGAAUAAUCUGAGUUAAAGCAAUAGGGGGCCUUAGCCUGGAACCAAAACAAAGACAAGUAAUCCAUCCCUGUCAAAGUUUCUACAAAGCAGCCUACCAAACAUUACUCUAAUUAGCCCUUAUCAUGCUAUACCGCAAUUUUUUUAUCCGACCGCGAACUUUGUUUGUCUUUUUUAUAAUCCUUUCUUACUAACAACUCUUCAACAAUCCCAAGAUUUAGAUCAACAUAUCCUGUUUUUCUUCUUCUUCUUCUUCUCCUGUCCAGUUGCAAGGCCUACAAAGGAAAAUACCAGGCUAGAGUUUUUCUUGACCAAUUCUCUUUAUUCCAAUUUCCAUAGCCUCAGGACAAGAGAGGAAUUGGAAAUCAUGGUUGAAGAAGCAAUGGGCAGUGUCUCGAUCAGAAGAGGUCUCAAAGGCCAUGAGUUGUUGCCGUUCACAGUACAGUUCCUUAGAGGCCGAUGGUUUGCACUGUUUGCCUCCUUCCUAAUCAUGGCUGGAGCUGGUGCAACAUAUUUGUUUGGCACAUACUCCAAGGAGAUCAAAGCUACUCUUGGUUAUGAUCAGACGACACUCAAUCUCUUAGGCUUCUUCAAGGAUCUCGGUGCUAAUGUUGGGGUCCUUUCUGGCCUUGUUGCUGAGGUAACACCAACUUGGUUUGUGCUCCUACUUGGGGCUGUACUCAACUUUGGGGGCUAUUUCAUGAUAUGGCUAGCUGUGACCGGAAAAAUAGCCAAGCCAAAGGUUUGGCAAAUGUGCAUUUACAUCUGUGUAGGAGCCAAUUCUCAGAAUUUUGCAAAUACGGGAGCUCUUGUAACCAGUGUCAAGAACUUCCCUGAAAGCAGGGGUGCCAUGUUAGGUCUCUUGAAGGGCUUUACAGGGCUAAGCGGAGCUGUCAUGACACAACUUUACUUGGCAAUAUAUGGAAAUGAUUCAAAAUCUCUCAUCCUCCUUAUUGGGUGGCUUCCGGCUGCAAUUUCAGUGAUAUUUGUAUACACAAUUCGGACAAUGAGGCCUGUUAGGCACCCAAAUGAGCUUCGAGUCUUGUACCAUUUCCUCUACGCCUCGAUCGUGCUAGCAGUUUUUCUCAUGGCAUUAACUUUGGCUGAGAAACUGCUCACUUUCUCGAAAGCAGAAUAUGCUGGUGCUACCACAGUGGUUUGUUUCCUUCUCUUUGUCCCUCUCUUUAUUUCCAUUAGAGAAGAAUUAGUAGUAUGGAACAUCAAGAAACAGCCCAUAAACCCUCCAAACGAGAUAGCGGUAGAGAAGCCAAGAGCAGAAGCAGUUGAAUCAAAACAAGAGGCUUCGAACCUUAGUUCCCCAAAACAAGCUGAUGAAAAGGCAGAAAAGUCUUGUUUCCUUACCAUUUUUGAUAGGCCUGACAGAGGAGAGGACUACACAAUUUUGCAAGCACUGACAAGCAUUGACAUGUUGACUCUGUUUCUUGCAACAUUUUGUGGACUUGGAUCGAGCUUAACAGCCGUAGACAACUUGGGGCAGAUCGGUGAGUCGCUUGGCUAUCCGAAUAAAACAGUAACUUCUUUUGUGUCACUUGUUAGCAUCUGGAAUUACUUCGGGAGGGUCUUUUCUGGGUUUGUCUCCGAAACCCUGCUUGCAAAGUAUAAGCUUCCGAGGCCACUCAUGAUGACAGCAGUCCUUCUGCUUGCAUGCAUUGGCUACCUCCUGGUCGCCUUUCCAGCCCCAGGUUCACUCUAUAUAGCGUCAAUAAUAAUUGGAUUCUCAUUUGGUGCGCAAUUGCCAUUGCUUUUCGCCAUCAUUUCUGAGCUUUUCGGCCUAAAGCACUACUCUACAUUGUUCAAUUGUGGACAAUUGGCUAGUCCUCUUGGGUCAUACAUAUUCAAUGUGAAGAUUACUGGUUGGCUGUACGACAGAGAGGCAUUGAAGGAUCUUGCAGAGAAAGGUCUAACACGGUCCUCAGUGAAAGAAUUGACUUGCAUUGGCACUCAUUGUUACAGGGUACCGUUUAUAAUUUUGGCUGCUGUUACAUUCUUUGGAGCCUUGACUUCUCUGAUUUUGGUGGUGAGAACUAGGAGUUUCUACAAAAGCGAUAUAUACAAGAAGUUCAGAGAAAAUGCUGAGAAGUUAUGAUGCAGGAAAGAGUCAUUCGGCCUAGGCAUAUGAUAUAGAAUGGCGGUGAGAUUGAACUUGGUUCGCAAUUGAUACAGGACUAAUGACACAGUUGCAAAGUGGGUUUGUUCCUAUUUCAUUUCCCCUCCCCUUGACCCGGAUGGUUUCAAAGGCAUUCCCACCUUGUCAUCUGUUUAAAUUUUUUAUGUACAAUUACUACCUCGUAAUCUAAAUUUGCUUUCAGAAAACAUUGGACAGUGCUCGGCGGGGAAUGCUUAUAUCAUUUGGCUUGUGAUGGCAUAACUUUUGGCUUUUA